Vicugna pacos (alpaca) is the source of this 1489-nucleotide messenger RNA. It is a transcript of the gene COMMD5, whose product is annotated as COMM domain containing 5. Lineage: Eukaryota; Metazoa; Chordata; Mammalia; Artiodactyla; Camelidae. Gene Ontology annotation, cellular component: nucleus. The record is from RefSeq and is a predicted model, not a curated record.
CAGCGCUUGGUGGGUUCACGCCGGGCGCCAGUCCCCCUCGCGGAGGGUGACGGGAAAUGAGGUCCCCCCUCCCCAGCUCCCCCCGCCUUAAGAACAACCCGGAGGCUUAGGCCCCGCCCCUCGGGCCGCGGGUGGCAGAAGGCGGCUCCUCCCGCCGUCCAGAGGUGCCCGGAAGUGGUUCCGGGUCGCCUCCGGGACCAGGCCGCGCGCGCCACCGCUCUCCGCUCGGGACCGCGUGCCAGACAGUUGCAGCAGACACCUCCAGCCUGGGCUGACUGAUUAAACAGCAGGAAGCAGAAUGUCUGCGGUGGGUCCUGCGGCUCCAUACCCGCAUCACCCUGGUGACAGUCACAGUGGCCGGGUGAAUUUCCUGGGGGCUCAGCUGCCCCCAGAGGUGGCAGCAAUGCCCCGACUCCUGGGGGACCUGGACAGGGGCACAUUCAGAAAGUUGCUGAAGCUGGUGGUUAGCAGCCUGCAGGGAGAAGACUGCCGCGAGGCUAUGUGGCGCCUGGGGGCUGGUGCAGAACUAUCCGAGGAGCUGCUGGGAGCGCUGAUCGCUGGCACACACACUCUGGUCCAGCAGGCCCUCCGGCUGCCCCCAGCCAGCCUGAAGCCCGAAGCCUUCAAGAAGCAGCUCCAGGAGCUCUGCAUCCCGCAAGACCUGGCUGUGGACUUGGCCAGUGUGGUGUUUGGGAGCCAACGGCCUCUCCUUGACUCUGUGGCCAGGAGGCAGGGGGCCUGGUUGCCCCACGUUGCUGACUUCCGGUGGAGGGUGGACGUGGCGAUCUCCACCAGCGCCCUGGCCCGCUCCCUGCAGCCCAGCGUCCUGAUGCAGCUAGAGCUCUCGGAUGGGUCGGCGCACCGCUUCGAGGUCCCCACAGCCAAGUUCCAGGAGUUGCGGUUUGGCGUUGCCCUUGUCCUGAAGGAGAUGGCCGACCUAGAGAAGAGGUGCGAGCGCAGACUGCAGGACUGACUGCUGGCCAGCCCCUUUCCAGCCACCCCGGGACAGCUGGCUGACAGGUGUCUCCGGAGCAAAGCCCACCCUUCCUAGGAGACACUCCAGGGAGAGUGUUUGAGUGGCAUUCUCUAAGUGAAGGCAGCUAUGUCUCUCCGCCUUUUUUGGAAGUAAAGUAACUAUAAAAAAAACAUGUCUUACUGGUUAGGUGUUGAACUGCAGGCACCCUCUCCUGCUGUCAGUUGGUCCUCUUGCUGGGUAAGGGCACCCACUACUCCAAUGUGGCCGGGUCUUGUGCUCUGGCCUCAGUCUGGGGUCCAAGCCAAAGCCUUUGUAAGGACACAGAGGUUGCCUGGCCCCAUGUAGCAUCUUAGCUCUUGCUCAUUUGCUUUUGUGAACUGUGUGUUUCAGUGGACAUUUCACCCUCUGUCUGAAAUCCCUGUCUGAAACCCUCCUCCUUAAGAAGCCAACAUUCUAGUGGGGAGGGGGAACAUUAUAAUAAUGCAUAAUAAAAAACAGCUGGCAUGCUUGUUA